Rhipicephalus sanguineus (brown dog tick) is the source of this 1456-nucleotide messenger RNA. RefSeq names its product high mobility group protein 20A (gene Hmg-2). Bases 285 to 1211 code for a protein of 308 amino acids. Lineage: Eukaryota; Metazoa; Arthropoda; Arachnida; Ixodida; Ixodidae. Gene Ontology annotation, cellular component: nucleus. The transcript is spliced from 8 exons. Gene Ontology annotation, biological process: regulation of gene expression. The record is from RefSeq and is a predicted model, not a curated record.
AGCAUUGCGGGCAUUGCGGGCACGAAAAGGUCCGCAUUGUUCGGUCCCCUUUUGAAUAGGUGCUAUUGAACUGACAAUCUCCGAUCAAAUAACGAAGCGUGUACUUGGCUGAAGCUGCUAGAUUACGUUGGUGACUGUUUGUUGUGCAUUAGAUGGUACAUUUCGUGCUGAACCAUAGUGCAGCGCUAAACAGUGUAGAACAGAUCAAAGGCUGAUCUCAGUGUCUCGCAUAAAAUCGAACAUAUUGGUUUCGCAUUUACGUGUUUUUGAAUCGUCAGAGCGAGAUGGAAAAAUCGCAAGACCUUGAAGCAACGAGCGAAGAGCCAGCAGUCGUGGGAUGUUCAGGUAAUGAUAACGGUGCUUCCACAGCGACGGAUCCUGCAGAGCCAAGUGACCCAAAGAAGAAGACUAAAUGGACUAAAGGCAAACGGAGGAAGAGGGCCCGUGAUGUCAACGCUCCCGAACGACCACUCACGGGCUACGUCCGAUUCCUGAACGAUCGGCGGGAGGCUGUUCGCGCUGCGAACCCUACGGCCAACUUUCCAGAUGUCACAAAGCUCCUGGCCAUUGAGUGGAGCAAGCUUAGUCCCCAGGAGAAACAGAAAUACUUGGAUGAAGCAGAGAAAGACAGGGAGCGUUACUCGAAGGAACUGGAGCAGUACCAGCAGACGGAGGCAUACAGAAUCUUCACAAAGAAGCAGCACGAAAAAAAAGCAAAAGGUGAUGAUGGCAGUGCAGCAGCAACGACGAAUGGCACAGCAGCUGACGUUGUAAUUGAAGACAGCAAGAAGGAUGAACUACCUGGCUACAACAUUCCAAUCUUCACAGAGGAGUUCCUCGAACACAACAAGGGGUGUGAGGCAGAACUCCGACAGCUGCGUAAGUCCAACACUGAGUACGAGGAGCAGAACGCCAUUCUAGGCAAACACAUAGAUACCAUGAAGGCAGCAAUCGAAAAACUUGAAGUGGAGACUGUCCAGCAGAAGAACAACAAUGUUGCCCUGCAGCAGCACUUGGCCACAUUACGCACAAAACUUGCUGCAAGUUUCUCGAACCUGCCAUUGCCUGGAACAAAUGAAACAGCUACACUGGAAAACAUAGACAGCUAUAUGGCUGUACUUCACGGUAUCAUCUUGGACCGACCACAAGAGCAUGAAGCAUUAAUUGCUUCUGUUCGAGAGAUUGCUAAUCGCUUGGAGUACCAAGGAUGAACACAGCCCGGUAAUAUGCUAACGCAAAACAAAUAUAAGCAUUUGCAUGCUGUACAUAUCUUUUAAUUCCUAAUAAAUCGCUAAACUUACUGAUAAAGUACAUCUUCAUUGUCAACUUUCAUGUAUGGUUUUAAUACAAAGUUGCUUAUAGUGUGCCGAUGCAAAUGAAUUAGGAGCAUUCACGUGCUGUACAUAGUCAUGCUUACCGUGUCGAAGUGAUAAAAUAAAUACAUUCUCAUCACCUA